Molecule: messenger RNA, 1654 nt
Organism: Dermacentor albipictus
Lineage: Eukaryota; Metazoa; Arthropoda; Arachnida; Ixodida; Ixodidae
Source: RefSeq, a predicted model, not a curated record
AUGAUCAAGAAGCUUCGUGACCGCGGUGGCCAGCCCUCAUUUGUGGUGUGCCUGUUCUGUCUGCUGUUCCUGGGCAUAGUCGCUCUUAUCAUUUUCCUCAUGUCAACGGAGAUCAUAGAUAUCGACGACAGGGACGACGGCGCCGGUGGCGGUGGUGGCGGCGUCAAGGAUGACAUCAAAGAUGUACCGUAUCCGGGCACCAUCUAUUCCAAGCCAACCGUUACUAAGCCUGUGACAUCCCGACCCUCACCACGACGACCCGCAACCACUCCUCCUGUGUCCACAGCUGCCCCGUCAAGACCAACACCGCCCGUUUCGUCAACCCUGCCACCAACAGGUGUGCUGCCACCGGUGUCCACAACGUCGUCAAAUGCAAGGAUCAAGAGUACAGGAUACUCUAGGAAAAGUCCAUUGACCACUCCAGCAACGACGACUACCGGGGCUACCACGACCACAACUAAAAAAAAGGCUACUACGACCACGAGAAUGCCGACAACUCCGACUACCUCGACCAGCCGCUUCCCGGAACUAAGGCAAAUUCUAUGCUCGGUGGGCCGUACUGCCAUCGCGGAGACCAUGUACCCACCCGAAGGUCUCUGCACAUACUUGUUCUACACUGACGUUGUCAUCGUGGAGGCGAAGAUAGUUGCCGCAGCGGAGCGGAACAGCUGGAACGUGUUCCAAAUCAAGGCCAAGAAAUAUAACACGAUGAAGUCGGGUAUUGCUUUCGACCACAGGUACAUCAGCACGAAGCUAAUAUCUGAGGCCAUGGGCGAGCUGACUAUGCUGGCCACCAACAAGAUUGGAAGUUACGGCUUGCUGAAUAUUAUCACGAAGCCCACUGUACUUUACCAAACCGUGCUGGCCUUGAGGCCAGCUAUAGAAGCCCUCAAGAACAUCCAAGGCAGUGAUCCCGGCAAGACCACCGUGAUCGCGAUCGGAUCGUACGACUACAGUGUUUCCGGUUUUAUGGCCAAAUACAAGGAUAUAUUUGCAGAAGUCGUCGGCACAUUCAAGGCCGACAUAGUCAUCGCUAUCUCAUCGGUCGGAUCGAUGGAGGACGAGGCCAACUGCUACGCCGCUCCGCCAAAUGUCCUCACCUCUCCGAUAUUAAGGUUCCCGAGCAUGAAGAGCCAUUGGCAUCUCGUGAGCUCCAACACGACGAGGUACAUCAAGAACAAUAUAUUGGUGGGCCUGUCGAUCGAAAUGGGGGCCCUGAUCUACGUCCUCAAAAAGGACGCCCGCAACUUGAAUAGCAGCGCUUACGCCGAGUGCACCAGCUUCGGCAUGACGAGUCGCGAUGUGAUUUGCGCGACAAGAAAACAUGUUGACAGAGAUGAGCAGCUCCUAAGAAGGCCGUAUUUUAUAUAUGGCACAUUUCUCACUACAAGCACCAACAGGCACGUUGCCUUUGCCGAGUACCACACCAGCGUCCGGGACAAGUACACCGCGGCCCGCAGGAGGUUUGGCUCCGUGCGCAAACGAGCGGCGUUGAUGCUCUUCAACGUGCACCUUGGGGACGUGAGGAAGAAGUGCGGGCCCGACGCUUUCACCAUCAUAAAAUGGAUCUGCGAGGACUUCAGAGGUGUUAAGAAGUGCAGCUGAGCCAGCGUCUUUUCGUAGUGCACCUGGAAGCCAUAGACCCGCCAAUGGA